AUGCCAAAAACAAAGUUUCGCCCAUGUAUAGAUUUACAUAAUGGACAAGUUAAACAAAUUGUAGGAGGUUCAUUAAAUGAAUCAAGUCCUUCAGAACUCAAAACAAAUUUCGUAUCAAGCGAAAAGCCAAGUUAUUAUGCUAAUUUAUAUAAACUACAUAAUUUAACUGGUGCUCAUGUAAUUAAACUUGGACCUGGAAACGAUGAUGCAGCCAAGGAAUGUUUAACAACUUGGCCUGGAGGAUUACAAAUUGGUGGAGGAAUUACUUUAGACAAUGCAGAAGCGUGGUUAAAUGCCGGUGCUGAAAAGGUGAUUGUCACUUCAUACCUUUUUCCCGAUGCUAAAUUUUCUUUAAAUAGAUUGCAAGAAUUAUCAGCAAGAAUCGGGAAAGAAAACAUUGUUGUUGAUGUUAGUUGUCGUAAAAGAGAAAAUAAAUGGGUUGUUGCUAUGAAUAAAUGGCAAACCAUGACGGAUAUGGAAAUAAAUGAAGGAUCUUUAAGAUUACUAUCAGAUUAUUGCAGUGAAUUCUUGAUUCAUGCUGCAGAUGUAGAAGGAUUAUGUCAAGGAAUUGACAUUGAACUUGUUGAAUGUCUUGGAAAAUGGGUUACAAUACCAACGACAUAUGCAGGCGGUGCAAAUUGUUAG
This is a messenger RNA of Funneliformis mosseae, 645 nucleotides long. The record is from the annotation of a GenBank genome assembly. Lineage: Eukaryota; Fungi; Glomeromycota; Glomeromycetes; Glomerales; Glomeraceae.